AUGCCUCGCUCGUCCGACCACUCCCGCGAUCCUUGCCCAUAUGUCAUCUUUUCUGAUCUCGGUGCCUCGUUUGCCAUGGGUGCUAUUGGUGGAGGUGUCUGGUACGGUAUCAAGGGCGCCAAGAACUCACCAAGGGGCGAGCGCUUCCCUGGUGCCCUCGUUUCCCUCAAAGCCCGUGCUCCAGUUCUCGGAGGAAACUUUGCUGUCUGGGGAGGACUCUUCUCGACCUUCGACUGUGGAAUGAAGGGUAUCCGUCAAAAGGAGGAUCCCUGGAACUCGAUUGCGUCUGGAUUCUUGACCGGCGGUGUCUUGGCUGCCCGUGGUGGCCCCAAGGUCGCCAUCACCUCCGCUGCUCUUGGAGGCGUCUUCUUGGCAGUUAUCGAAGGUGUUGGAAUCGUCCUUUCAAGAGCUUUUGCUGACCAGAACCGUCCCAUGAUGCCCCAGCUCCCUGAUAUUGCCCCACCGGCAUCUCAGUAA
This is a messenger RNA of Gamsiella multidivaricata, 477 nucleotides long. Its product is annotated as mitochondrial import inner membrane translocase subunit. The record is from RefSeq and is a predicted model, not a curated record. The transcript is spliced from 4 exons. Lineage: Eukaryota; Fungi; Mortierellomycota; Mortierellomycetes; Mortierellales; Mortierellaceae. Gene Ontology annotation, biological process: protein import into mitochondrial matrix. Gene Ontology annotation, cellular component: mitochondrial inner membrane; TIM23 mitochondrial import inner membrane translocase complex. Gene Ontology annotation, molecular function: transmembrane protein transporter activity. Bases 1 to 477 code for a protein of 158 amino acids.